AUGGCCGAUGAAGGGGUGUCGAGAAGGCGGCUUGCAUUCCGGCCGCCGGUUAAAUUGGAUGGCGACGAGAAUAGUGAAGCGGCUAGCACGUCGCAGGCGACGCAGCAGAAGGCUGAAUCGACGAUGACGGCGACGACGACGUCAGAAGCGUCGAGUGGCGAGGAAAUUGUGAAAAAGAAGACGGCGAAAUCGUGGACGCCCGACCACGUGUUGGCCUAUUACGAUGGCCUCAAAAUGUACGGAAAAGAUUUCGAAAGUGUUGCGAGAAUGUUGCAGAAGCGAAAAAUCGCGAAAGACAAAGACCAAAUCAAAAACUAUUUCUACAAUUCGCUGAAAGUGUUCAAACAGUUGUUGGCGAUCGACGAGGACGACAUGGGCGAUGUGCCAAAAGACGCGAAAGAGCUGUUCGUCGCGUUGAACGCGUGCGAAUGGAAAAAACGCACCGGCAACGCGAAAUUGAACGCAGAAAAAGUGCGCGAGCUUCUGUUCGACGGCCAAACGUCGGUGCGUGUGAAUCGCAAAACGAUUUUGAUCAAAACGCCGCCGUGUCCGAGUUUGGUCAAAUGGUUCACCAGCACUCGACGCGUCGACAAAAUUCCCAACGAGUUGACGAUCGUGUUGCGGCCGAAAUCGAACGGCGACGCCGCCCAUCUGAAGCAGUUCAUGCAGAACACGCUGGUGAAGAUGCGCGUGAGCACGAACGAGCGCAUAACGCGUCUGUUGGAGUUUCUCGAGCGCAAAUGGACGGCGAACGCGGUGAGAUUGUGGCCGAGUUGCGGCACACAAUUGGGCAAAUUGCGGAUUGUCGAGACCGACGUGUCGCCGUUCGUCGCCGUCUCGUUGAACAAACUGCGCAAAGAGGUUGAGAACGCGACGGCGAAGAAGAGGGGCGGCACACGCGAAACGCCGGAGCCCGUCAUUCAGCCGGCAUCAAGCAAUAUUAAUUCCAACCCAUCCUACAGCGUCGUCUAUCCGAAGCCGUUUGUGUUGAACGAUGAGAUCAUGAAAGACGGCAUAAGUGCGACGAAUUCGGAGAACGCGAUAUUCGCUGAAUUAUAUUGUGCGUGCGGAAUGACGGAUGAGAUCGAGAUGCGCUACGAGAUAAUCUGCGAGGCGCCCGAGUACGAGUUUCAGCGGCGCAAAGAGCCGUGGAUGGUGAUGGUGGAUUUGUUGAGUCGCGACUACGGCGAAGCGUUGUGUUGUGCGAGACGCGACGGCGGCGGCGAGACGGCGACGGCGGAGAAUCGGAAGCGCGUCGAGCGCGACGUUGUCGAUGAGUGCGAGCCACCGCCGCCGAAAAAGCCGGCGCCGCCGCCGACUGAGAUUGCUGUGGUCGCGGCGUCCGACGUCGUUCAACGCGAAAACGAUGAUUUUGCGAUGCAGAUAGCCAUGCUGAAAACGACGAAAGGGACGAAGAAGCCGUUGCAACUUCCACGACGCCGUCAGGACUCGGUGCGAUCUCAAUUCUCUGUGCCGCAACGAAUACCUCAAAAAUUUGUGCAGCCAUUAAAUACAUCCACGAAUUCUGUAAAUAAUCAAAAUACAAGUGUUUCGAAUAAUGUUCGUUUAGCUGCGAAAGCUGAGAUUGUUAAAGAGAAGAAAAUCGACUUCUCGCAUAAGUUGACUGCAAGUGUUCUAUUCGGUGAGGAUAUUUCGAUGUCGCCGUCGACGACGAAAAAAUCGGCGCCGCCGCCGCCGCCGUCGCGCGACGACGAAGGGUCUCGUUGCGAAUUGACGGAAAUAUUAUUUGGGGAGAUUUCGUCGACGCCAACGAAAUAUCCGGCGAAUCCGCAAGGCGGCCUCGGAUUCACCGAUGUUGAAGUCCAGCAGAGCUAUGAGGAUCUAAUAUCGAGCUCCGAGGAUAGUCGAGAUUUUGUGCUCAAACACUUUACCGGUCGAAAGUGUGCUCCGAAACGAAAGCUGUGA
Messenger RNA from Caenorhabditis bovis, 1926 nucleotides. NCBI's taxonomy places the organism in Eukaryota, Metazoa, Nematoda, Chromadorea, Rhabditida, Rhabditidae. The record is from the annotation of a GenBank genome assembly.